This is a messenger RNA of Drosophila ficusphila, 659 nucleotides long. RefSeq lists its product as uncharacterized. The transcript is spliced from 2 exons. The record is from RefSeq and is a predicted model, not a curated record. NCBI's taxonomy places the organism in Eukaryota, Metazoa, Arthropoda, Insecta, Diptera, Drosophilidae. The coding region runs from base 40 to 546 and encodes 168 amino acids.
AAACCACAACGACUGAGAACCAAACGAACUCAGAAUAAGAUGAAAUUCGCAAUUCUUCUACUGGCGGCCAGCAUUGCCUGCAUCAGCGCUCAGGGACCUGGAGGUCUUGUUGCUGGCAAUCCCCUGGCCGGAAAUCCCUUUGCCGCUGCCAAUCCCUACGCAGCUGCCUUUAAUCCCUUCCUGAAUGGACUUUUCGGUGGUGCUGGCACCGGAGCUGCCGCAGGAGUAGCUGCCCCAGUUGCCCCAUCCGCUCCGUUUGGCGGCGCCUCGAUUUCCUCCUUCUUCCAGGCGAUCGUCCUGCAACGGGAGGCGGAGCGUCUGCUGUCCCAGCCCGAUUUCCCCACCGAUCUGGCCGAGCGUGUCCAGGAAGUGGUGGCCAGUUCGCAGGAGGCGAUCAGCGGUUGCGACAACGUCACUCUCCCUUGGCUGCAGAUCCGCUGCGUGAAGCCCCUGCUCUCCACCGCCAAGAACCAGCUCAAGGUCAUCGAUGACGAGUGGCAGGCGCGCCUCGCAGCCGCCACCACCCCCGCAGCCUCCACUGCCUAGGAUCCUUCCAAGACCUGUCCCUUUCAAGCUGCCCCACUUAAUAUCCAAUAUAACCUAGCUAAGCAAUCGACCAACAUAGAUGCAAUAAAAUUUAAAUAAGCUUAAUGCAGGAA